AUGUGCAAAUUAAAGAGUAAGCUCAUAGUGAUCCUUUUUAUGUAUAGUAUUGCAACAACAGCCAUUGUAUAUCAAAACUACAUAUUUAUUGCAAAUUUAUUUAAAAAAUAUCGAGCAUUCGAAUGGCUUUGUACAAAUAAGAGUUCGGGAGGUGACUUUUUUUUAUGUAUAGAUCAGGAAAAUUAUAUUCAUUUUUUGUUAGUCACAGGAUUAAUUAUUCAAUUUAUGUCAGGUUUUAUAGGAGGUAUAUUAAUAAAUAUAUUAUCAAAAAAACGGUAUAUAUCAAAGAUUGCUUUUAUAUUUUUAAUAAUAGGAUGGAUGCUAUUAAGUAUAUCUUUAUCUUAUUCCAAAUAUUAUAUGGACAAUUAUACGAGGCUGACUAUAUUAAGUUGGGGAGGGUCACAUACCCAAAAAGCUUUUAAAAGAAUAUCUAUAUUAUUUAAUUUAGCUUUUAUAUGUUUUGGUAUUGGUUCAGACAAUUCCUAUUUGCCAAUUAUUUAUUAUAUAAAUGAAAGAUAUCCUAUCGAUGAUAAUAUGAUAAAAUCCAAAUUAGAAGCAUCAAAAAGUAAAUUAAGUGCACUAAAAAAUAUUUUAAGAAAUAAAAAUUAUAUAUUAAUUAGUGCAAUGUCAUCUUUAGCUGUUUUAAGUUUAUUUGUUGGAAAUGUUUUAAUUAUAGCACUAAAUAAAUUUGAUUCAGAAAAUAAUGUUAUACUGAUCAUAUCUAUGUAUGUAUUAAUAUGUAUAGCCCCAUCAUUUUUUAUAUCAAAUUUAUUGGAUUAUAAAAAUAAUUAUAAUCAAAAUAUGAACAAUACAAAUACUAUUAAAAACAAUGAAAGUAAUAUUAAUGAAAAUGAUAAUGAAGAUGAUGUUACUUCAAUAGUUAUAUCAAAUGAUGAUGAUAUGAAUAAUAAUGUAGUUAUUUCAUCAGAACCUUUUAUUUCACAUAAUGCUGUUAUUACACCAAAUACGGUUAUUUCACCUAAUGUAAUUACUGCAACAAAUAUUGUUAUUUCAACAGCAACAGAUGCUAUGAUUGGGACAUCUAAUUCGAGUGUCUUAAAUACAGAUAUGAUUAGUAUAUGUGCUAGUAGGAAUGGUAAAAAAAAAAGAAAGAAUCACAUGCAUAAUAGUAAUGGGAAUAGCACUAUAAUUAAUGAUGCUAAUGAGAAUGAUGCUAAUGGGAAUGGUGCUAAUGGGAAUGGUGCUAAUGGGAAUGGUGCUAAUGGGAAUGGUGCCAAUGAGAAUGAUGCUAAUGAAUCACAUAAUAGUAACUUAAAUGAGCAUUAUAAAAAAAAAAAUUACACAUCUAGAUUCACAGAUUCAAGAUAUGAAAGUUUGACAUCACCAAGUGAUGAUAUUGAAAAUACACAAGUUCUUAAUGUAAUAAAUAUGAAUAUUGAAAAUUAUAUAAGCCCCAGAAAUAAACAUUUAAAGGGAGUUUCAUAUGCAAAAUCUUUAACUCAAAAAGAGAGUGAAAAAAAUGAAGAAAAAAUAACUAAAAUUGCUAUUCAUCCUUCUGAAUCUAUUAAUAAAGAAAUAAAUAAAAAAAAUAAAUUAAAAAAUAUAAAUUUUGAGAUAUUUAAAAAACAAGUUAUAUCAUCAUGUUAUAUAUUUAUUGUAAUAGAGUUCUUUAUUUUAACAUUUAGUAAUUGUUUUUUUAUGUUUUCAUUAUUUGAUAUAUAUGAAAAUAAUGUAUUUGGAAAUACCUUAGAUAUCUAUUCAUAUAUAUUACCAUCCAGUUUUAUUAUUACAUUGAUAUUUGGUAUAGUAGCAGAUAUAAUUAGUAUUCACAAUUUUAUAAGUUUUAAUUUAAUAUUAGGAAUAAUAGUUUUUAUAUUGACCCUUAUUUAUUAUCAAACAACUAGUGUAAUUGUUGGCUAUAUGUCUCUAGUUAUAUAUUUUUUUCAUCAGAGUUUUUUUGCUAAUCAUAUGUACAUGUACAUGUCGACAAUUUUCAAAGAAGAUAAUUUUCCCAUAUUAAUUGGUAUUAUUAAUAUGUGGGCAUCUAUUGCAUUUUUCAUGUCAUAUAAAUCACAUGAGCUUAUCAAAUAUAGCAAAAUAAAAAUAUAUGGAAAAAUAACUGUGGGGAUAAUAAUAGUUUCAUAUAUUAUCAUAUUUUUAUUUCAUUUAUUACAUAUUAAGAAAAAAACACACUGGAAUGACAAAGAGAUAGAAUACAGAGAAUCACAAUGUUAUUGUUAA
This is a messenger RNA of Plasmodium yoelii, 2202 nucleotides long. RefSeq names its product apicomplexan amino acid transporter ApiAT10, putative. The record is from RefSeq and is a predicted model, not a curated record. The transcript has a single exon. The coding region runs from base 1 to 2202 and encodes 733 amino acids. NCBI's taxonomy places the organism in Eukaryota, Apicomplexa, Aconoidasida, Haemosporida, Plasmodiidae. Gene Ontology annotation, molecular function: transmembrane transporter activity. Gene Ontology annotation, biological process: transmembrane transport.